Molecule: messenger RNA, 6731 nt
Organism: Pangasianodon hypophthalmus (striped catfish)
Lineage: Eukaryota; Metazoa; Chordata; Actinopteri; Siluriformes; Pangasiidae
Product: centrosome-associated protein CEP250
Exons: 23
Coding region: 138-6245 (2035 amino acids)
Source: RefSeq, a predicted model, not a curated record
CUUUUCAAACUCUUAGUCCCAGAAGAAGUGUUCACGCGACUAGGAAAGGAUAAAUCUUCCAGAAAGAGUGUAAACAAACGCCGAGUUGGUGGCGUUUAGUCUUUAAUUUCGUGUGGAGUGAUUUGAAAGGGUUUAUCAUGGAGUCUGAGCUGCUGAUUGGCUGGGAUGCAGAACGGGUGGAGUUAAAGGCAGAGUUAUCCAGGCUGGAGGAAGAGCUGGCUGAGAGUCGAGCAGAGACAGAGGAACUUCGAUCUCGAUCGAACGUGCUGACCGAACGGUUGUCUCAGACAUUGGACUCAUCCAUAUCUCUUCGUUGGGAAAGUGAGCAGAGAGAGUGGAGAAAGAAACUGCGAGAGGGAAAAGAGCGAGAAUCAAGACAGGCUCUGCUCAUCCACAAACUGCAGCAAAAGGUGAUGGAGUACAGGCAUCGCUGUGAACAUCUGCAGCAGCAAGUGAUAGCUGAGGAGAGAGAAAUGAGAGUCCGAGAGAGGAUUUUGCAAGACGAGCGCAGCGAUAAUCUGGAGACCACCCUCAUCAGGCUGGAGGAGGAACAGCAGAGGAGUGUAACGCUGGUCGAAGUCAAUGCACUGAUGCGCUCUCAGCUCAGCCAGUCAGCAGAAGCAAACCAAGCACUGCAGGAUGACUUGAAGAAACUGACCGCUGAUUGGUCUAAAGCGGUGGAGGAAGCAAGGCAGAAGGAAAUGGAUUGGAACAAAGAGAAAGAGGUUAUCUCUGGGUAUUUAGAAGCAGAGCGCUCCAGGUUAAUGUCGCUGUGGAGCAGAGUCGAAGCUCUCAGACGCCAGUGUCACGCCGUCAAAGUUGCAACAGACAAAGACUUAUGGGAACUAAGAGCAGAGUUCGCUCGUCUGUCGUCCACUUUUCUCUCUCUGAAUGUCCUUCCUGCUCUCUCUUCAACUCAUUCUCCUCCUCCACCUCCUCCUCUGUCCUACACUUCGGGUCCGAUGACUCUGGCAGAGUUGGAUCACAAUGUGAACAUGGAGAAGCUCGAAAGCAGGAUCGACGAGCUGACGGCUGUUAUAAAGUCUCAGGAGCUGGAGAGACAGAGGCUAGAGGAGACCAUGAAGAGCAGCAACAAAAAAGAGGAAAAAGAGCGAGAGCUGCAGCAGGACAAAUACAGAGAAAUGGAGAGAAAAAUAGAAUCAGUUACACAGGCCACCAGAAAACUGCACAGGUUUCUGGGUUCUCUGAGGUCAGAUGGACACAAAAGAGCUUUUCCUGAUCCUGGGGGGUUCAGUGAUGAUCUCCACUCUGUCCUGUGGGUUAUCUCUGAGGCUGAGAGCGCCUUCCAGUGGGGACAGCAAGAACUGCAGGAAGCUGAAGCGAAGUGGCGCAGGUUGAGAGUGGAGACAGAAUCGCUGCAGCAGGAAAUCGCAGAGCUUAAAAAUGAGAAGGCGGAUCUUCAGAAACAAGCCAGUUUGGAAGCUCUAGAGUUAAAGCAGACACAGAGCCUGCUGAGCAGUGAAAAAGAAACAACAUUGAGUUUGAAGAGGCAGCUGGAUGAAUCUGAGCGCCGCAGUGAAGAUCUGAAGAAAGAAAAUGUACGGUUGAUACAGCAGAGAGAGAGGGAGGAUGAGGAGAGGAGUGGAAUAGAGAGAGAGCGACAGAGACGAAUGGAGGUAGAGCUUGUGGAAAAUGCCCAUUUGUGCGAGCAACAGAGUCGUACUCGUAUAGAGCUCCAUACCCUGCAGGUGGCGCUGGAGCAAGAGAGACUGGAAAAGGCGAGUGCAGAGAAAGAGUUAGCAGACACCAGGGACGCUUUAGCCAAGACACGCGAGUCUCUGCUCUCUCUCUCCUCUACACACACCUUGCUGCAGAGAGAAGCUGCUGACACCUGUGAUUCUUUGGAGAAAAUGGCUACCUUGAACGAGUCACUGACACGAGAUAAAAGAGAGCUCGGUGCCCGAAAUCUUCAGCUGGAGGAGGAGGUGACUGAAUCUCAGCUGCAGCUUCAGCGUUUCAGAUCAGAUGUAGCAUCUCUGCAGAAGGAGCUGAAUGCUGUUUCGGAGGAAAACACAGAGUUAAGGGCUUGUCGAAAUGCAGAGCUGGACUCCCUUCAUCUGCUUAGAGCGAGGGAAAGAGAAACGGAGGGAGAACUGCAGAUACUGAGAGAGGAAAGAGAGAGAGAAUCAAAUGCUCUCGCUGAUGAGAAAAGGAAAAAUGAGCAGUUGUUUGAACAGUACAGAAGUGUGUGUGAGGAGUUGCGUACUGUGAAGGUGAAGCUGGAUAAAGAGAUUGACCAAGAGAAGAGAGCGCAGAGAGAGAGAGAAGAGCUGCAGAGAGAAAAACAGAGACUGGACGAAGAAGUGCACAGUAUAGCGCAAGAGAAGGAGGAAAUAAAACAGGACCGAGAGGAUCUCAGGAAUUUGUGUGGCAACCUCCAGCAGCAGCUAUGUGUGGCAAAGGAACAGAUUUCUGUACUGGAGGUUCAGGAAACACAACUGCAAAUGCAGGUUCACACACUCCAGCAGGCCAAAGAUGUUCUACAUGGAGAGAUAAAGUGUCUUCAGUCUGAGGUGGAGAGAAACUCAUUCCUGAGGGCAGAAGAGAGAAGAGGAGCAAGUGAAGAACAGAUGCGGAGUGAAAAAGAGAUUGAAAACUGUCAGUUGGAGAUCAGGAGGUUGAAUGCUGAAGCCCAAACAUCACUGAACAACCGAAGAAUACACGAGGAAGACAGAGAAAAGUGGCAAAGAGAAAGAGAGGCUCUGAGCUCUGAGCUGGGACUGAAAGAUGGAGAGAUUGGGGCUCUAAAAAACAGGAUGGACGGAUUGGUGAAAGAAAAUGAAAAGCUUGCCGUCCUGAUUGGUGAAAAAGACAGAGAUGUGGAGAGAUUGUUGUCAGAACUCAGGAGUCUGGAGUUGCAGAUGCAAGAAGUGAAAGCUGAGAUGGAACAAUGGAGGGAGAGAGUGAUAGACAUUGAGAGAGAGAAGGAGGGACUUUUGGAAAGAGUGACGCAAGACAGCGAAGAUCUGAAAAUAAUCGAAAAGGAGAAUGCCAAGAUGGCUGACAUUUUAAAGCUGAGGGACAGUGAGAUAGAAAAGAAAGGUGAAAGCAUAGAAGAAUUAAUUGAGAACAUAAGACUGCAGGACAGCUUAAUAGAAAAACUAAAAAGAGAGCAUAAAGAAAAAGAGAUUGGAAUAGCUGCUAAAAUACACAAAGAGGAAGUAAAACAAAAAGAAAGGGAGGCAGAGGAGAGAGAAAAAGAACUGAAGCUGAAAGGAGAGCUAAAAAAGAAAGAAAGUGAAUUAGAAAGACUCAAAGACAGUGUGGAAGAAUUGAAGAUGGAAAAGCAACACAUGUCUCAUCUUCUGCAGGAAAAAGAUACUUACCUAGAAAAGCUUAAGAACAAAGUGAUAGAUCUGGAACAGACAGAUAGAGAAAUGCAAGAUGAGGUUGAGUGGUGGAAGAAAAAGGCUGGGGAUGUGGAGAGAGAAAAAGAAGUACUAAUAGAGAGAGUGGAAAACCACAUUUCUGUGGAACGAGAGAGGGAUGAAUUAGCAGACCGACUGAGAGAAAGGGACGAAGAGAUCAAAAAACGGAAGAGAAAUGAACAAGAUAUGGUGCGUGACCAUGAGAGGAUGAAGGAGGAGCACAGAGAACAAGAGACACGGCUGAAGCGGAGAGAUAGAGAGGCAGAAGAAUAUAAAAGUACAAUAGUAGAGAUGACAAAAGAAAAAAACGAGCAAGAGAAAUGGAAAAGGCAGCUCGAGGAAUUGAAAACAGAAAAGAUGAGUCUGGAAGAAAAGAGGAAUCAACUGGAGGAAGGAGAACAGAUGAUGAAGGAAGAGAUUAACGUGCUUAGAGUGAAGAUUGGUGAGCUGGAUAGAGAGAACAGAGAGGUUGAAAGGAAAGUCCUAGAGCAAAAAGAUCAACUCCAAAUCCAGGCUGUUCUUCUGAAAGAAAGAGAGAUAGAUAUAUACAGAAUGAGAGAGACUUUAGACGAAAAAGAACAGCAGGAAAAUGAGGAGCUGAUGACAUUAAAAGAAAAACUGAAGGAAACUGAAUUGGUUCAGGUGAAAGAAAGAGAUAUACGAAAGGAAUAUGAUCAAAAACUCCAGCUGGCAAGAGAUAAAAUAGAUCAAGUGGAAGGAAAAGUGAAAGAACUGGAAGUAAAGAACAAAGGUUUGACACAAGAGGCAGACAUGGCGAGAAAAAGACUUGGAGAGCAGUUGAGAGAAUUGGAGACCAAGUCAAGGCUUCUGCAAGAAAAUGAAGAAAAUGUUACGAGAUUAAAAUUGAGAGUGGAGAGUGGGGAAGAGGAAAAGGAACAACUGAAGAGCUCUCUUAAGGAAACGAAGGGAGAGAUGGAGAGGCUGAAGAUCGAACUGAACGAAAGAAAAGAAGAGGAAGAAAAGUUGAGGUCAAGACUAGAGCAACAAGUUCGAGAUCUGGGAGAAGACUUAAGGAGGAAAGAUGGAGUUAUUGAUGCUUUGAAGGAGAAAACAGAUUACAUUCUAAAGCAAAAAGAAGAGGAGCUAAAAGACGCAAAGAAAAAUAAAGAUGCAAUGUCGACAGAGGUGACAAAGCUAAGAGAAGAGGUAACUGUGCUUUCUGUGAGCAAAGAGAAGGCAGAAACUAUGGUGAAGGAACGGGAUAUAGAGAAUAAAAAGAUAAAAGAUGGACUAAAAGCGGGAUUGGAAGAGAUGGUCACUCUGAAGGAGCUGCUAGAGGAAAGCCAUUGUGAAGGAGAAAAACUCAGGAAGAUCUUAGAGGUGAAAAAGAAUGAGAUGAUAAAGGGAAGAAAGGAGGAGGUCAGAGCAGCACGAGAAGAAACGGAAUAUCUAAAACUCAGAGUUCAGAUGCUCCAGAAGGAGAAUCGAGAACUUCAGGCACAGCUGUGGAUCAGGGAGGAAAAUGACAUUAAGAUGAACCGUGAAGUUAAAGACAUAAAGAAAAUGGAGCUCGAGGUGCAGGAGACCCUGAAAAUGACACUGGAGGAAGAUGUAAAGGAUAAAAAUGAUGAACUAAAAAAACACGAAGAAUUGCUGAAAGAUGAGGAAAAUGAAAGACAGCGUCAGCUGAAGGAUAAUAGUUUGGAACUCAUUAGUGAGAAACUGAAAGCAGAGGAGAGUGAGAUCAACAGAAUGAAGAACACCUUGGAAAGUCAAAUGGAAAAGAAAAACACAAGCUUUGAACUUGUCAAAGACGAACUGGGAGCGAAGAGGGAAACUGACACUAUGAAGAAGGAAACGGAGGCAAACGAGAAGAUAAAACACGCUGAAAAACAAAGUGUUAAAAAAAUCACGUUUGCUACGGAAAUUCUUCCUGAAAAAGAAACAGAGUUGAAAAUAAUUCCAGAAUUGAAAGAAGAAAAUGCAAGGCAUCUGUUAGGGGAACAACUCGGGGAUGCACAGAUGGAGACAGACAUUUUGAAAAGGCAAAUGGAAAGAGAAAAAAAACAAAAUGUAAUGACAAAUCUGGGGGGAAAUAUACUUGUGGAGAAGAUACACAGCCAGUUUCAAAAGAACUUUACAAUAGUAAAUGCGCAGACAAAAAAGGACUUUCAAAUGAAGGAAUCACAAAGUCAGACUCGAAUGACAGAGAAUAUAGAAUUACAAGCAGAGGUGUAUGAUUUAAAGAAGGAAGCAGACGAGCUCAGGAAAGACAGAGAUCGCUUAAGAACAGCCCUGGAAAAAAAUGAGGCAAUGCUAAUUCAUUAUCAAGAAAAAGCACGUCAGCUGGAAAAAAAGGUGCAGGUGGUGAGCAGCUGUGAAGAAGAAUCACAAGAGCGCGUGUGUGCCCUGCAAAGAGCUGUGGCUGAGCUGGAACUGAAGCUAAUGAAAUUACAACAGAGAAAUGAACGGCUGGAACAUCGUAUUGAGAAGCUGAGAUUGGAGAAAAUGAACCUACGUGACACUUUAAAACAGGUUGAGCUGGAGAGGGAGAAAUUGAGAUGUCAACUGUCACAGUCAGAUGGUGAAGUACAGGAUUGCAGCAAUCCUUCUGGAGCUGAUGAGCUGCGGUGUCUGAGAGCACGGGCAAGUGAACUGACUGCACAGGUCCACCAGUUACGUCUGCUGCUGGCUUCAGAUCAUCAGGAACGGGCAGAAUUUAUUGACCAAUCCUUGAGGAAUAGUGAAUCACUGCAGACACUGAGGCAGGACCUGAAUGACUCUCUCACACUGGUGUCCAAGCAGCUUGCCCCUUCGGUUUUGGAGUGUGAAACACAAAGACUGGACAGGAGUAUAAGAGGAGAGCAGCUCAGGAUUUUGCUCAGUCAUAGCUGAUGAACUAAUGAGAUUUCCUGACUUUGCACAUUUAAUAAAGUCCUUUUUAUUUAGCUACAGUGCCUCGCAGAGUAUUCCCCACCCUUAAACUUUUCCACAUUUAUAGUAGUGGUGUUACCACCUGGAACUGAAAUUGACCUAAUUGGAAGGUUAGGGAAGGUCUCAGAAUUUGUUAGACAACAUACCUAAUCAAACAGGAUCAGGAAGACCAAAGAGCUUUUUAUUUAUUUAUUUACUUAUUUAUUUAUUUAUUUUUUAAAUAUUUCAAGCUUUGAACAUUAACAAGUUAUUAAAACGUGGAAAGAACAUGGCACAACUGUGAAUCUACCUAGAGGAGGCCAUCCACCAAAAGUCAGUGACCAGCUAAGGAGGGAAAUAGUCAGAAAAGCAACCAAGAAGCCAAGAGUAACACUUAACACGAUGCUACCACCAACAUGUUUCACUGUGUGAAUGGUGUUCUCAGGGUAAUGAGCAGUGUUGGAUUUU